GGAGCCUUCCCAUCAAUUAAUUGUUCAAGCAUCCCUCUUGACGCGUUGUCUAUCCCAAAGACUCGCCAGAUGCUGUCCAACUCCCCAUAAUCACCCCCCUCGUUUCAUCUCUGAAGAGCAAAAAAUGCGACAUCUACAUCCACAAUGAGUCGCUAUCUAACCCCGUCCAAAAUCGCCCUGCUGUGUCUCGUCUCCAUCUACACCGAAGGAGUCGUGCCCAACUCAUCGGUCAUCCAUGUGCUCUCCUUCCUGGUGUCCUGCCUGAGUCCCCUGGACGCGAGCAACCCGCAUUCCACCUCGGGUGCCGGCGAAAAGCAAUCCUCCGUGUCCAUCGUAGACCUCGAGGACGCCCUGUCGGCCCAGUCCUCCUCUAUCCCCGGUCGCUCCAUCUGGGAUCUCUUCCUGCGAAAGAUCUGGUCCAUCGACUCGUGCGAUGCCCUGGAGGUUUUCUUCUCCGACGUCUCGGCCGUCCUGGUCAAGACGCGCGAGGAUCAGCUGCGGGACCGCGACAAUGGCCUUGCCCCCGAAUCCGGCCCAAUGCGUCUGUCGCGAUGUUCCCCGCUGGGUGUAUUUGUGAGACGAGCCCAGCUGGAGUUUACCAGGUUGCAGUUUCAUGAUUCGGUCAAGCUCUGGAAGGGCUUUGUUAAGUACCGCUUGCCUACGUAUCGCGCGUGGGCGCGCAGAAAUCCCGCAGAGGAGCAGGCUACCAUUGAUAUCAAUCUCCUCGAGCUGGGCUUGGAUGCCAGUAGUCCUCUUGCUCGGGUGGCCUAUGGGAAUAUUGAGGAUGACGACGAGGAGGAACAGUACGUCAGCACCAAAGAUGUCGAACGGCUGCUGGAGUUUCAGAUCGGAGAAUUGCAAAGACUGGGAGGGAGAGUUCCCGACGGCAUGAAGACGAAGCUGGAGCAAAUCGUAAUGUCGGGCGUGACGCUACCAAACCUAGUCCACUAUCUCCGAUUCCUUGACGCCUGGAGAGCCGGAGACUACCCGUCCUCUUUUGACAAUCUCCAUCGCUACUUCGACUACACCAUGCACAGCCGGGACCGCAGCUCGUACCAGUACGCGUUGCUGAAUCUCGCAAUCCUGCAGGCCGACUUUGGAUGCUACAGCGAGGCGGUCUCGGCGAUGCAGGAAGCCGUAUCCAUCGCGCGCGAAUCCCAUGACAUGAACUGUCUGAACUUCUGCAUGAGCUGGCUGUAUCAUUUUGGCAAAGCGUUCCCGGAGCAGAUGAAGGACGUGCAAAAUACCGGCAUGCUGGGCAACGAAAAGGAGGGGCUGGCGUUCCUCAAGGCGAAGUCGAAGGAAACCGAGAUGUGGAGUUUGCUGAGUACCACCUUGCUCAGCGAAGCUAAGCUCGAGCUGCAAAAUGGAGAGUCGCUUGCGGCUUCGAUCGAGAACAUCGUCCGGGCUUCCCACCUGAAUGUCACCAAGAACCUGGCGAACUCCAUGGGGCCGCAACUUCUUCUGCAGGGAGCACUAUAUUCGCGGAUCGGCGUCUCGCAUCUCUCGUGGCUCAGCAACGAAAUCUUCCGCGAAUGCUACGCCACUCGAUCUCCUUUCGAAGAUUAUCUCAAAAGCACAUUCCGCAACUGCCAGCUGCUCUCCCAACAAGGCCGCUACAAAGAAGUCUCCCUUCUCAUGAACCAGAUCGCCCCAGAGAAACUCCGACCCCUCAAAGCCAACCAAUACUGGACCUUCUUCUCGGGGAUCCUCCAACUCCGACAUCAAAUAUACCGCGACAACAAAACAGCCUGCACCUCCCUCCUCUCCCAACUCGAAUCCAUCCAGCUCCCAGACGCCGACAUCUCGCUGCUCCUCGCCUUCCAAACCACCGACUUCCUCAUCCGCCAAUCCAACUACUCCCGCGCCCUGCACCUCGUCGAAUCCACCGCCCAGUCCCUGCACCCCGACAACUUCGACAUCGGCGCCCAGGUCAAGCUCCUCUGCCUAAAGGCCGCCAUCCUCGAGAAGACCGGCCAGCCGCAGCGCGGGUUCUCGCUCGCCAUGCGCGCCGCCAGCAUCGCCUACCGCGCCCGUCUCCUCCCGGGGCUCUGGGAAUCCAUCGCCGUGCUAGCCGCCGUCUUGCUGGGGAUGAAGGAGUUCGAGGCCGCCGCGGAACUGGUCGAGAGCGUCAUGCCGCAGGUCCUCGAGGCGAAUGACUGCGACCUGGCGGCGAGGGCGUACUCGCUGCUCGUGGAUGCGAAUAUGGGCGUUGCCGGGAAACUGUGGGCUCAGGGCCAGGGCCAGGGCAGCGCGAACUCGCCGGCUAAGAAAGAGUAUAUGAACCGUGCGCUGGAGUAUCUCGACUGUGCGUAUGAGCAGUUCGAGGAGAUCGAGGAUAUUAAGGGCCAGUGCGAGAUGAUGGCCAAGAAGGCCACCGUCAUGCAUCUUACAGGGGACUUGGUCCUGGCGAAUGAUUAUGCGGCGAAGUAUCUGGAUUUGCAGAAGGGGGCGGCGGCGCGGAGUUGAUGACGUUUCAAGAUGGGCUGUAUACUACAUCGCAUGUUAGAGUGUCCGAGGUGUUCACCUCCGUCCAAGUCCAAACAGUAGUUAAAUAGCAUAGAUUACAACC
Molecule: messenger RNA, 2572 nt
Organism: Aspergillus steynii IBT 23096
Lineage: Eukaryota; Fungi; Ascomycota; Eurotiomycetes; Eurotiales; Aspergillaceae
Product: putative anaphase-promoting complex subunit Apc5
Exons: 7
Coding region: 145-2469 (774 amino acids)
Biological process (GO): protein K11-linked ubiquitination; positive regulation of mitotic metaphase/anaphase transition; anaphase-promoting complex-dependent catabolic process
Cellular component (GO): anaphase-promoting complex
Molecular function (GO): protein binding
Source: RefSeq, a predicted model, not a curated record